AUGCUCCCGCCAGCGCUGAACAUUCCCAAAUGGCUUGAAGAAAAUUCUCAUCUUCUCCAGCCACCAGUCAACAAUUAUUGUGUUUAUCACCCCUCAACGCCGGCCACAGCCGGCUACACAGUUAUGAUAGUUGGCGGGCCCAAUGCCCGAACCGACUUCCAUAUCAACACAACCCCAGAGUUCUUCUACCAAUACCGAGGAUCAAUGCUCCUCAAAACAGUCGACAACUCAACCACACCCCCUAGUUUUCAAGACAUCCCCAUCCAUGAAGGAUCGAUCUUUCUACUUCCCGCGAACACACCGCACUGCCCCGUACGCUUCAAGGACACUAUCGGGGUCGUGAUGGAGCAGCCGCGGGCUAAGGGUGCAGUUGAUGCUAUGAGAUGGUACUGCAAAAACUGCAAAGAGAUCGUCUGGGAAAAGACGUUUGUGUGUGUUGACUUGGGAACGCAGGUUAAGGCUGUGGUGGAAGAAUUUGCUGCUGAUGAAGAAAAGCGCAAAUGUAAAGCUUGCGGAGAGAUUGCAGCAUCAAAGUACCAAGAUGGAGAGAUUGUGCAACCGCCCUCUCAUGCUGAAUAG
Penicillium paradoxum is the source of this 579-nucleotide messenger RNA. Its product is annotated as 3-hydroxyanthranilate 3,4-dioxygenase. Lineage: Eukaryota; Fungi; Ascomycota; Eurotiomycetes; Eurotiales; Aspergillaceae. The transcript is spliced from 2 exons. Gene Ontology annotation, molecular function: 3-hydroxyanthranilate 3,4-dioxygenase activity; iron ion binding. The record is from RefSeq and is a predicted model, not a curated record. Gene Ontology annotation, biological process: quinolinate metabolic process; 'de novo' NAD+ biosynthetic process from L-tryptophan. The coding region runs from base 1 to 579 and encodes 192 amino acids. Gene Ontology annotation, cellular component: cytoplasm.